UACUCACCUCGCAGAAAUACACAGAGAGCUAGCUAGCUAGACAAUCUCUCUUUUGUUGCAGGAAGAUCAGUGGAGAUGGCGGGGCAUCGUGCAGCUGCUGCCUACAUGCUUGCAGUGGCGGCGUUCUUCCUUGGCGUGUUUGCAACCAUUCCGGCAGCGGUCCAGUCCAUCGGCGUGUGCUACGGCGUGAACGGCGACGGGCUGCCGUCGGCGAGCGACGUCGUGCAGCUCUACAAGUCCAACGGCAUCACUGGCAUGCGUAUCUACUCCCCGGACGGCGACACCCUCCAGGCCCUAAGCGGCAGCAACAUCGACCUCAUCCUCGACGUCGGCAACGACCAGCUCGCCAACCUCGCCGCCAGCGCCUCCAACGCGGACUCCUGGGUCCAGGCCAACGUGCAGCCCUACAAGGACGUCAAAAUCAAGUACAUCGCCGUCGGCAAUGAGGUUCCCGACCAAGGCGGCAGCACGCAGGACAUCCUCCCGGCGAUGCAGAACGUGCACGACGCCCUAGCCAGGGCCGGCCUCAACGGCAUCAAGGUGUCCACGGCGGUGAAUUCGGGCGUCAGAACCGGGUACCCGCCGUCCCACGGCACCUUCUCCGCCACCCACAUGCCGCCCAUCGCGCAGUACCUCGCCAGCACCGGCGCCCCGCUGCUCGCCAACGUCUACCCCUAUUUUACCUACACGGGCACGCCUGGGAUCGACCUCAACUACGCCCUCUUCACCUCGCCGGGCACGGUGGUGCAGGACGACAACGGGCUCGAGUACCAGAACCUGUUCGACGCGCUCGUCGACACGUUCUACGCGGCGCUCGACAGCGCCGGGGCUGGAAGCGUCGGUAUCGUGGUGUCGGAGAGCGGGUGGCCCUCGGCCGGCGACACGGCGGCCACCACGGACAACGCGCAGACGUACAACCAGAAGCUGAUCAACCACGUCGGGCAGGGAACGCCCAAGAGACCUGGGGCGAUCGAGACGUACAUAUUCGCCAUGUUCAACGAGAACAGGAAGAAUGGGGCUGAGACGGAGAAGCACUUUGGGCUGUUCAACCCGGACCAAUCGCCGGCGUACCCCAUCAGCUUCUAGGAAAGAUCGAUACGUACAUACGUGGCAAGAUAUUUUUGCCUAUUUAGU
Lolium rigidum is the source of this 1134-nucleotide messenger RNA. Its product is annotated as glucan endo-1,3-beta-glucosidase, acidic isoform-like. Gene Ontology annotation, cellular component: plasma membrane. The transcript is spliced from 2 exons. Gene Ontology annotation, biological process: carbohydrate metabolic process. Gene Ontology annotation, molecular function: hydrolase activity, hydrolyzing O-glycosyl compounds. Lineage: Eukaryota; Viridiplantae; Streptophyta; Magnoliopsida; Poales; Poaceae. The coding region runs from base 76 to 1086 and encodes 336 amino acids. The record is from RefSeq and is a predicted model, not a curated record.